AUGGCCGACCCAGCCCCCAGUCCUGAGAAGGACGCUCCGCCGCCUGUCGACGCCGUCCCCAUCAUUACCCCACCGCCGCCCGAGUCCCCGCAGAGCAUCACUACCCGCCGCCUGGUCAUCCUGUCCUUCUGGGCUGUCGCUGUCCUGCUCGGCCUGCCGCUAUGGUUCAAGACAACUACCAUCUACCGCGCCCACCUGCCUCUGCAGCAGAUGCUCGACUGGGCUGACGGAAAGGUGCGCUUCCUCUCUCCCUCACAGUGCCUGUGUUUGCUGACGCUCUCCGAGACCUGUCGCCCCGUCUUCCCGCUGCGCAUUGCCAUUGACGCCCCCAUCCUGCCCGAGCAAGACGCCCACCACCUUCUGCGAACUACCCAGCAUGCCCUCGAUGACCUCAAUGACUUCUCCGCCCAUCAUCUUCGGCUCGUUCUCGCCGAACCUCAGCAGGAACAGUCGCAGCCAUCUAAUACCGACAUUGCAUUGACCUUGAACCUGAUCCCCUCCCCCAAUGGGCCCACCCCGAGAGCCGAGCUGCGAUCCUACGAGCCUAUUCUAGACGUCUAUUAUACCCAGAACCAGAUCCCCUCGCCUUCCUCGACCUCGUCUCCCCUGGCCACGUUUCUUGCCAAUGAGCUACAAUCCAUAUUUUCUGAAGAGCAGGCUGCUCUGGCCUACCUGCUCUCCGGCACCGGCAUGGGAAACAUGGCCAGGAUGAAGACGCUGAGCCCUGAGACGACCGCUGCCCUGGAGAGACAGAAAACGCGUUCCUUCAAGUACGCCCCGACCUACCACCUGACCUUCUCGCUCUUCACCCCGGGCUCUGCUCCUUCGGAUUGGGAGAUUGAGGCUGCGCUGGACGAGUACAUUGCUCCAUUGCUACACUCGCUGUCGUCCAUCAGCAACUUCACUAUUGAUACCCAGGUCCAGCUCUAUGCAAAAUUUGCUCCCUCGAUUCGUGAGCCUGAAUUCGACAGCGAGAAAAAUGCGUGGACGCUGCACAAGGAAGAUCUCACUGGCUUCAUCAACGCCGCCGAAUGGCCCCUCAGCCCGUCGAUAGGUACCGGCCCCACGGUCAACUUUGUUCUCUACGUUCCCGCCGAGAACCAGAGCCCGAUGGUGGUCAAGGAGAAUGGCGGAAACAGCUGGUUGGUGCCGCAAUGGGGUGGUGUGCUUAUUCUGAAUCCUUCCAACCCCCCGGCGAAGACAGCAUCCAAUCCGGCGGCUUUGAACAAGGAAGCUCUCCGCCCCGCCAUGCUCACCUUCUCCAACCAGCUCCUCUCUCUGCUCGGCGUGCCCCAAACGCCCGACUCGUUGCCCUUGCGCAUUACCACUCUCACUCGGAUUCGUGCGGCCUCGCUCCUCUUUUCCGCUUCGUCCACGCUAGGGUCGUUGGCGCGACUGAGCUUGGCCUUGCCAUCCAUUGCCAUACCUGACAACGUGGCCAUCUCCGUUGAACAAACUAUCGCUCACCUCCACGCUGCAUGCGAUGAUCUCCGCGAGGGCAAAUUCCGCAGCGCGUUGGAACAUGCCCGCGUGGCAGAGGCUGGGGCUGAAAAAGCAUUCUUCGAGAGAUCCAUGGUCGGCCAAGUCUAUUUCCCCGACGAACACAAGGUCGCAGUCUACCUUCCUCUGUUGGGCCCAGUUGCUGUCCCGUUGAUCAUGGCCGCUUUGAAGGAGCUGAAGAAGCUGUCGGCCAGGCGGAAGAACGGAAGUUCAUGA
Lasiodiplodia theobromae is the source of this 1716-nucleotide messenger RNA. RefSeq names its product GPI transamidase component pig. The transcript has a single exon. Gene Ontology annotation, biological process: attachment of GPI anchor to protein. The record is from RefSeq and is a predicted model, not a curated record. The coding region runs from base 1 to 1716 and encodes 571 amino acids. Lineage: Eukaryota; Fungi; Ascomycota; Dothideomycetes; Botryosphaeriales; Botryosphaeriaceae. Gene Ontology annotation, cellular component: GPI-anchor transamidase complex.